Habropoda laboriosa is the source of this 912-nucleotide messenger RNA. It is a transcript of the gene sit, whose product is annotated as elongation of very long chain fatty acids protein AAEL008004. Gene Ontology annotation, molecular function: fatty acid elongase activity. Gene Ontology annotation, biological process: fatty acid elongation, polyunsaturated fatty acid; fatty acid elongation, saturated fatty acid; fatty acid elongation, monounsaturated fatty acid. NCBI's taxonomy places the organism in Eukaryota, Metazoa, Arthropoda, Insecta, Hymenoptera, Apidae. Gene Ontology annotation, cellular component: endoplasmic reticulum membrane. The transcript has 5 exons. The record is from RefSeq and is a predicted model, not a curated record. The coding region runs from base 4 to 912 and encodes 302 amino acids.
CCAAUGAACGCGAGCAACGCGCUCCACAUCGACAGGAUGUCGAACAUCUACAACAACUCGGUGGUUCGAUUUUACGACUACGUCUUCCACGAUUUAUCUGAUCCUCGGACGAAAGACUGGUUCCUCAUAGCGUCACCGGUACCUGGUGCCAGCAUUCUAAUCGGUUACCUGUAUUUCGUCCUAUCCUGGGGACCGAAGCACAUGGAGCACAGGAAACCGUAUCAUUUGAAGAAUAUUCUAGUCCUUUACAACUUUCUGCAAGUUAUCCUCAGCUUCUGGCUGUUCUACGAGGGAUUGGACGCAGCCUGGCUGCGAAAGUACAGCUGGAAAUGCCAGUCUGUCGAUUACUCCAAUUCACCGGAAGCUCUCAGGAUUGCUAGAGGGGUCUACAUUUAUUUUCUGGCAAAAAUAUCCGAACUCCUCGACACGGUUUUCUUCGUCCUUCGCAAAAAGGAAAGGCAAAUCACAUUCCUCCACUUGUACCACCAUACCGUGAUGCCUAUGGUUUCCUGGGGCGCCACCAAGUAUUAUCCAGGAGGACACGGCACUUUUAUAGGUGUGAUCAACAGCUUCGUACACAUAAUCAUGUACACGUAUUACCUGCUAGCAGCCUUGCUACCUCAGUACCAGAAAUACCUGUGGUGGAAGAGGUACAUCACGACUCUUCAAAUGGGUCAAUUCUGCCUGGCGUUCCUGCACAGCUGUCAAUUGCUCUUCUACGACUGCAACUAUCCGAAAUGGUCGCUGAUACUGAUCCUGCCGAAUUCGACAUUCUUCUACUUCUUGUUCGCCGAUUUCUACAGUCACGCGUACAAGUUCGCCGACAGGAAGCGCUCGAAAUCGACGGAGGACAAGGAGAACGGAGUGGCGAAGGGGAGCACGAUGCAGAACGGGAAAGGGAAAACGGACUAG